Molecule: messenger RNA, 3478 nt
Organism: Trichomycterus rosablanca
Lineage: Eukaryota; Metazoa; Chordata; Actinopteri; Siluriformes; Trichomycteridae
Gene: grid1b
Product: glutamate receptor, ionotropic, delta 1b
Exons: 16
Coding region: 243-3281 (1012 amino acids)
Biological process (GO): synaptic transmission, glutamatergic; modulation of chemical synaptic transmission; monoatomic ion transport
Cellular component (GO): postsynaptic density membrane; plasma membrane
Molecular function (GO): transmitter-gated monoatomic ion channel activity involved in regulation of postsynaptic membrane potential; glutamate receptor activity
Source: RefSeq, a predicted model, not a curated record
GUGAUUCCUUUCCGUUUAAAGGACCCACUUUCUCACCCGAAAUCCCAAAACCAGAGGAUUAUACUACAUACUCAUACGCCAAGGGAAAUACGGGCACCGGGCACCGUGCACGAGCACCGGGGACCGAGCGAGGACUGCCAGAGCGAGCGAGCGAGCGAACGCGCGCGCGCCGGGGAGUGGGAGAGGGACCGGAGUCGCGUGGAUGUGGAUGCGUGGAUGCGUGGCGCGCGGGGACCUCGGACAUGGAGCUGCUGCUGCUGAUCUGCGUGGCUUUCGGGAUGCUGCGGUGCGACUGCGCGCGAGCCGACUCCAUCAUUCACAUCGGCGCCAUCUUUGAGGAGAACGCCGCGCGGGAUGAUGAGAUCUUUCAGCUGGCCAUCUCGGACCUCAGCCUGAACGACGACAUCCUGCAGAGCGAGAAGAUCACUCACUCCAUCAAGUUCAUCGAACCCAACAACCCGUUCCAGGCCGUACAGGAAGCCUGUGAACUGAUGACGCAGGGGAUCCUGGCGCUGGUGACCUCCACCGGUUGCGCCUCCGCGAGCGCCCUGCAGUCCCUCACCGACGCCAUGCACAUCCCUCACCUGUACGUCCAGCGCAGCAAAGACGGCUCGCCUCGUACCGCCUGCCCGCUCAAGUCCGGCGCAGACGGAGGGCGCUACACGCUGGCCGCUCGGCCCCCGGUCCGACUCAGCGACAUCAUGAUCGCCCUGAUCGCCGAGCUCCGCUGGCGCAAGUUCCUGGUCUUCUACGACAGUGAUUACGACAUCCGUGGACUGCAGGGAUUUCUGGACCAGACCGCUCGGCAGGGUCUGGACGUGGCCCUGCAAAGAGUGGACAGGAACAUCAGCAGCAUCUUCACCAACCUCUUUAACAGCAUGAGAACCGAGGAGCUGAACCGUUACAGGGACACCCUGCGCCGCGCCAUCCUCCUGCUGAGCCCUCGCGGUGCCCAGGUCUUCAUCCAUCAGGCAGUCGAGACCAACCUGGCCUCCAAAGACAGUCACUGGGUGUUCGUGAAUGAGGAGAUCAGUGAUGCUGAGAUUGUGGAGUUAGCCCACAGUGCUUUAGGAAGGUUGACGGUGAUCAGGCAGAUUUUCCCGUUAUGGAAGGACAGCAGUGCGAGCUGUAUGAGGAACGGCCAUCGCAUCUCGUCUAUGCUCUGUGACCCCCAGGAGGGGUACCUGCAGUCCCUCGAGGUCUCCAAUCUGUACCUGUACGACAGCGUGUUGAUGCUGGCCAACGCCUUCUACAGGAAGUUAGAGGACAGGAAGUGGCACAGCAUGGCCAGUCUGAACUGUAUUCGGAAAUCAACCAAGCCUUGGAACGGAGGCUGGUCUAUGCUGGAGACCAUCCAUAAGGGUCACAUUGCUGGACUGACUGGAGUUAUGGACUUCGUGAACCAUGGAUCCAACUCGCACGUUGAGUUUGAGAUCUUGGGCACCAGUUUCAGCGAGACGUUCGGAAAGGACAUCAAACGAUUAGCAACGUGGGAUUCAGAACACGGCCUGAACGGAAGUUUGAAGGAGAGUCGGAUCGAGAACGGCAUGCAGGGGGUCACGGUAAAAGUCAUCACACUGCUGGAGGAUCCGUUUGUAAUGGUAGCUGAGAACAUACUCGGGCAGCCCAAAAGGUACAAGGGAUUCUCCAUCGACGUGCUGGACGCCCUGGCUAAAAUCCUGGGCUUCAAAUACGACAUUUAUCAGGUAGCAGACGGCAAGUAUGGAACUCAACUCCCUAACGGUUCCUGGAACGGUAUGAUCGGAGAACUCAUCAGCAAGAGAGCCGACGUGGCGGUGUCGGCCAUCACCAUCACCCCGGAGCGGGAGAACGUGGUGGACUUCAGUAAGCGCUACAUGGAUUACUCGGUGGGAAUACUGAUGCGUAAACCUGAGGAGAAGAUCAACAUCUUCUCUCUGUUCGCGCCCUUCGACCUGGCCGUGUGGGCGUGCAUCGCCGCUGCCAUACCCGUGGUCGGAGUUCUGAUCUUCCUGCUCAACCGCAUGCAGUCCCUGCGCUCCCAGAAUCCUCCUGGUGCCUCGUCCAUGUCCAACUCCUUACACAGCGCUGUGUGGAUCGUGUACGGUGCCUUCGUACAUCAGGGUGGAGAUUCAGCCGUGGGUUCGGUGGCAUUAAGGAUCGUGAUGGGAAGCUGGUGGCUCUUCACGCUGAUCGUGUGUUCAUCCUACACGGCGAACCUUGCUGCGUACCUCACCGUGUCUCGCAUGGACAACACCAUACGGACGUUUCAGGAUCUGGCCAAGCAGGUCGAUUUGGAUUACGGAACCGUGAGAGACUCGGCAGUGUACGACUACUUCAAAGCCAAGGGCAUGAACCCGCUGGAGCAGGACAGCACCUACGCUGAGCUGUGGAGGACCAUCAGCAAGAACAAUGGCCAGGACUUUUCUGUCUCCAGCCCGUCAGAGGGAAUCCGCAAGGCAAAGAAGGGUUCAUAUGCUUUCCUGUGGGACAUGGCAGUGGUGGAAUAUGCAGCGCUGACAGAUGAUGACUGCACCAUCAUGGUCUCGGGUAACAGCAUGAGCAGUAAGGGCUACGGUAUCGCCCUGCAGCACGGCAGCCCCUACAGAGACCUCUUCUCCCAAAAGAUCCUCGAGCUGCAGGAAAAGGGCGACCUCGACGUCCUAAAACAGAAGUGGUGGCCGCGUUCGGGACGCUGCGACCCAGGCAGCCAGCGUGGGGCGCCGACGGACGGACGUUCUCUCAAGCUGCACAGCUUCGCCGGGGUGUUCUGCGUCCUGGCCGCCGGGCUGGUGCUGGCCUGUCUGGUGGCCGCCCUGGAGACUUUCUGGAGCAGCAGCAGCAGCCACUGCCGCCGAGAGCAGCCCAAAGAGGACAAGGAGGUGAACCUGGAGCAGGUACAUCGGCGCAUGAACAGUCUCAUGGACGAGGACAUGGUGCACAAGCAGAUCCCCGGGCCAUCUAUCGAGAUCUCUGCCCUGGACAUCGGUGGCAUGCAGCCGGGCCAGGGAGCACGGGAAGUUGGCCGGGAUUUCGGGGGCACUCCGCUGUCCGUGAGCAGCUUCCUGCCGGAGCAGGUCCAUGGCGUGGGCAGGACACUGGUGCCCGGGCCUGGCACUGCACUCCCUCUACCCCUGGGCAGCUCCACCAUCCCCUCCUCCAUCCAGUGCAAACACAGGGCCCCCAACGGGGGGCUCUUCCGGCAGAGCCCCGGCAAGACACCCAUGCCAAUGCCCUAUCCACCGGUGCCAGGAGGACCCAUCCCCGAAGCCAUUGAGUCCACCCAUAGCACAUCCAUCUGAAGCCUCUGAGAGGUGGGCAUCUUUCUGGGCAGGACAGUGGAAAAGAACAUAGUACAAGUAAGAAGACGACAUGUAAAAAGACCAAAAAACAAACCUAAAUAAAAAGGACGGCGUGUGGAGAUUUUUAAUAUAGAUACAAAAAUAUAAAACAAAAAAACAGCUUUUCUUGUACAUAUUUGUAAAUAAGAAAAGAGCGA